UUGAGUAUUUAAUCAAUCAAAAAUUAUCACUUAUCAAAUUGCAUCAUUAUAAAUUAAAUUAUAAAAGAUUUAUGAGGGUCUCAAAUAUUUCCCUAUUUAAAAGUACUCAGCAAAGUAAAGAAUGCCAUUGAGCUAAACUUGAUUGUGCGUGGCCUUCCUUGUCUCAUAACACACAUCCAUGGCUGACGCACAACAACAAGAACACAUAGUGAUGUUGCCUUUCAUGGCACAUGGUCAUCUCAUACCUUUCUUAGCACUAGCAACUCAAAUCCAUCAAACUACUGGUUUCACCAUCACUAUUGCCACCACUCCUCUCAACAUUCACUACCUCCGCCGCUCCUCCACCACCGCCAACCACCGCCAAAUCCGCCUUGUUGCACUUCCCUUCAACAGCUCUGACCAUGGCUUACCGCCCAACACCGAGAACACUGAGGCCGUGCCUUUGAGCCAACUCAUAACUCUGCUUUAUGCUUCAACUACCCUCGAAGCACCUUGCCAUCAACUACUAGCGGAUAUCACUGCCAAAGAUGGCCGCCCUCCAAUCUGCAUAAUCUCUGACGUUGUCCAUGGAUGGGCUACACGUGUCGCUCAGAAGGUCCAAACCGUCAAUGUCAGUUUCACCACUUGUGGUGCUUAUGGUACUGCAACAUACGUAUCGUUAUGGCAAAACCUCCCUCACCGUCGGUCUCCAGAAACCGAUGAAUAUUUUUCUGUACCGGGUUUUCCUAAUUCAUGCCGCUUUCAUCGUUCUCAGAUUCAUCAGUUUUUGAGAGCAGCCGAUGGUAACGAUUCGUGGUCUCGGUAUUUUCGCCCUCAGAUUGUGCUUUCCUUAGAAUCUUCAUUCGGGUGGCUGUGUAACACGGCGGAGGAAAUCGAACCUCUUGGCUUAGAGGCUCUCAGAAAAGUUACCAAACUUCCUGUUUGGACUAUUGGGCCUCUUCUCCCUCCAACCAUGCUUAAGCUCAACCAUUCUUCUUCUUCAUCAUCUUCUUCUUCUUCUUCCAAUCUAAAGUCAUUAAUAUUAGGUCAACACAGUGGGAAAGAAUGUGAAAUAUCUCCAAAAAAAUGCCUUGAAUGGCUAGACUUGCAUCCACAAGGCUCUGUCCUCUACAUUUCAUUUGGGUCACAGAACACAAUCAGUGCUUCCCAAAUGAUGGAAUUAGCCAAAGGCUUGGAAGAUAGUGGCAAACCUUUCAUUUGGGUUGUAAGGCCUCCAAUCGGUUUCGACCUGAAAGGUGAAUUUAAAGCAGAAUGGUUACCAGAUGGUUUUGAGGAAAGAAUGGUGGAGAGGAAACAAGGUAUGUUAGUGAGGAGUUGGGCACCUCAACUGGAGAUUUUGUGCCAUAAAUCGACCGGGGCGUUUCUCAGUCACUGUGGAUGGAAUUCGGUUAUGGAGAGCUUGAGCCAAGGUGUGCCGAUCAUAGGGUGGCCAUUGGCGGCCGAGCAGGCAUAUAAUGCAAAGAUGAUGGUGGAGGAGAUGGGUGUUUGUGUUGAGAUAACUAGAAGGGGAAUAGAGACUAGCGUUGGGAGAGAGGAAGUGAAGAGUGUUAUUGAUUUGGUGAUGGAAGAGAAUGGGAAAAAGGGAAAAGAGAUGAAGAAAAAUGCAGUUAAGAUUGGAGAGUUAAUAAAAGCAGCACUGAGAGAGGAUGAGAAAGGGCACAAGGGGUCUUCUCUUCAAGCAAUAGAUGAUUUUAUUUCUGCCAUUGUCUCAGCUGCUGAAAGUAGAAGGCAGUGACUUGGUCUUAGGAUGCAUGCAAUAAAUCUAGAACUAUGUUACCAAGACUCGGGUACGAGUAUCGGAUAGAGGUGCAUAUCUAAUUUAAGCAUCUGACCUUUGGAAUAUAUAUUCAAAAUAAAUGAGUACAGAGACUCGGAUAUCUAUAUAUUACAUUACAUAUUAUAUAAUAGAAUAAUAUUAUAUAAUCUUAUUUUUUAUCUCAUGUUCUCUCUUCAAAACAUAAGUGAGUGAAUCUUAUAUAUAGUCAUGAAUGUAAAUCUCAUUGCCUUGUGUUUAGGG
Molecule: messenger RNA, 2017 nt
Organism: Camellia sinensis
Lineage: Eukaryota; Viridiplantae; Streptophyta; Magnoliopsida; Ericales; Theaceae
Source: RefSeq, a predicted model, not a curated record